Dicentrarchus labrax (European seabass) is the source of this 4940-nucleotide messenger RNA. RefSeq names its product LanC lantibiotic synthetase component C-like 2 (bacterial) (gene lancl2). Lineage: Eukaryota; Metazoa; Chordata; Actinopteri; Moronidae. Gene Ontology annotation, biological process: peptide modification; carbohydrate metabolic process. Gene Ontology annotation, cellular component: plasma membrane. The record is from RefSeq and is a predicted model, not a curated record. The coding region runs from base 242 to 1537 and encodes 431 amino acids. The transcript is spliced from 10 exons.
UGUACCGCCCUGCGCGCUCUGACUGCGGCUUCCACUCUCCAUUCGCCGGGGAACAGGCGCGGCUGGGCACUGGGAUGCUGAGAGACAGGAGGCUGGAGGCUGCAGCAACCACCGACUGGAAACAAGCACAGACAAACAGGCUCUGAAGAGACCGGGGGACCAUACACACUGCUGAUCGGAUAGCAUAUUGCCUCUUGUGUGUGCGCCUGAGGGGUUUUGUCCCUGCCGAGCCGCCGUAGCGAUGGGAGAUAACGUGUCCAAGCGACUGAAGCUGAUCUCGGCUACAGAGGCAGAGAUGGAGGAGCGCUCUUUCCCAAACCCGUACCCCGACUGGGACCAAGGACACCUCACGUCCAACCCCGGAGCAGACGUGGACUACAAUGAUCCAUUUGACGAGGAAGGAAAGGUGAGCGUAGCAUUCCAGAAGAAGGUCCAGAAUAAGAUCAAAGAUCUCCUCCAGCAGAUGGAGGAGGGCCUGAAGACAGCUGAUCCCCAUGACUUCUCCACGUACACCGGCUGGACGGGCAUUGCAUUGCUGUACCUCCAGCUGCACCGGGUGUCCAACGAGGCCUCCCACCUGCAGAGGGCACUGGACUAUGUGAAAAGGACCAUGAGGAUCCUGAAUGGUCGCAAAGUGACAUUCCUGUGUGGUGACGCCGGGCCGCUGGCAGUGGGCGCAGUGGUCCACCACAAACUGAACAACACUGCUGACAGCAAAGACUGUCUGUCCAGGCUCCUCCAGCUGCAGCGGUCAGUGCUCAGUCCAGACUCCGACAUCCCAGACGAGCUGCUGUACGGCCGGGCCGGCUACCUUUACGCUCUGCUCUACAUUAACAAAGAGAUAGGACCUGACACAGUGGAUGAGGACACCAUUACAAAGGUGGUGACAGCCAUCCUGGAAUCAGGGAAGAAUAUGUCAGCAGAGCAGAAAAAAACAGAUCGCUGCCCUCUGCUCUAUGAAUGGCACAAGAAGCAGUACAUUGGUGCUGCCCACGGCAUGGCUGGCAUCUAUUACAUGCUCAUGCAGCCAGGAGCAAAGGUGCAUCUAGACAUUCUGUCAGAGUUAGUGCGUCCUAGCAUCGACUACGUCCGCCACAAGAAGUUUCGUUCUGGGAACUUCCCAUCGUCGCUGAGUAACGAGAGUGAUCGCCUGGUUCACUGGUGCCACGGAGCCCCUGGUGUCAUCCAUAUGCUCAUCAUGGCUCAUAAGGUGUUUAAAGAGGAGAAGUACUUAAAGGAGGCUGCGGAAUGUGCUGAAGUGAUCUGGCAGCGGGGCCUGCUCAGAAAAGGCUACGGCAUCUGCCAUGGCACCGCCGGCAACGGCUACGCCUUCCUGUCCCUUUACAAGCUCACCCAGGAGAAGAAAUACCUGUACCGCGUCUGCAAGUUUGCCGAGUGGUGUUUGGCAUAUGGGACCCACGGCUGUCGCAUCCCAGACAGACCCUACUCUCUUUUUGAAGGUAUGGCAGGGACCAUCUACUACCUGUCAGAGAUGGCAAACCCUGAAGCCUCCUGUUUCCCUGCCUUUGAACUUUGACCUGCUAACUGAUGGGACUGAGGAUGAUGACGGGGGACGGGGACAAACUGUUCUUUGCUGGAACACUGGACUAGGAUGUAUUUGUGAUGCAGCUUUUGGUCAUGAGGGAGUAGUGACCAAAUUAGACUGAAAAUGAAGACCAGGCUCAAACUGAGAAGAGUGGGUGCAAUUGAUUGAUGUUGGGGUUAACGUAUAGUUUGGUUUAUAAAACGAAGACGUGGACCCCAUGUCUCCUCCUCACCCAUUACUAUCUAUUGCCAGCUGGCAUGGACACAGAAGAACACACUCUACCCUCAGCCUUUAAUAUUGUAGCACAUAGGCCAAGAAAGAGGGUGUGUGUGUGUGGUGUGUGUGUGUGUGUGUGGAUGGAUGCGUGUGUGUGAAGUGAACUAAAGCUGUUUUGGUAUUUCUACGCCUCUGCAUGCUCACUGUAAUUGGCUCUUGGUGCCUCGUAUCCUGUCAAUGUAGUGCUUUCCUCUUCCUGUAUUUGUAGCUUUGCUGUUUCAGCUUUCCAUUUGUCACAUAGUGGCUCUUUAAUUUCACUGAGAAGUUGAAACUGGCUUACCGCGCCAGACUUUUGUCGAGCUAACCAGUACAUCAGCUGUGAAGUCCAAUUUAAAACUACAGCAGGUAACUUUUAGUUAUAUUCUGAAAGAAGUAGUAAAUAACCUGUGAAAAAAUCAGGUUCCUCUGGCUACUCCUAGUGCUGGACUAGGACCUGAAUGAAAACAACCAAUCAGAGCCAAGGAAGAUGGAAAGGCACUUUGGGUUGGUGGCUUGAAUAUAGUUUGAAUUGAAAUCAAAAAUCAACUAUCAUUCUUAGGCUCUGAUUGGUUGUUUUCAUUCAGGUCCUAGUCCAGCACUAGGAGGAGCCAGAGGAACCUGAUUUUUUUCACAGAUUAUUAUUGUCUCUUAUUAUUGUGUCUAUUAUUGUUUUACUGUCAGGAUAUAGGGAAAGUUUCAGCUAAUAAAACAAAGGGUUAUUUUCAGAAAAAUUACCUACUGCAGCUUUAAAUUUGAUUUCUUUUUAUAAAGAGAAUAUAAGCUAUAACAAUACUGCAGCUAUUCUACAUAUUUUCUUUCAUUUUCCAAAAGACAGUGGGCCUCAUUUACAAACAGUGCAUACCCACAAAUAUGUGCCUAAACUUACGAACAAGUUUAGAACCACCUCAGACCAUGUGUGAGCAAAACUGCAUUCAUUAAAAAUAGCUAUAAUAGACAACAUUUUAAAGCGUUAAUUUUCUAAAUGCAUUAAAUCACCAUGAAAUUGACGCCCUUUGAUCCUCACCAUUUAUUGUCGUAAUUAAAAUAUUCAACCAUAAAAGUGUCCCAUUCCUAGCUUCCAAUGAAGUUUGAGAAUGUCAAAAUGAAAUGUAACAGGUUUUUAUUGAAAGAGUAGGUCUAGACCUGCUCUAUAUGAAAAGUGUCUUGAGAUAACUUCUAUUACAAUUUGGCAUUAUAUAAAUACCAGGCCACCUGGGUCAGAAUGUUCUGCAGCCCCAUACCAACCAACUGUGAUACACUGUGUGUACUGACACCUUUCUGUCAGAACCAGCAUGAACUGUUUCAGCAGUUUGAGCUACAGUAGCUCGUCUGUUGGAUCGGACCACACAGGCCAGCCUUCACUCCCCACGUGCAUUAAGGAGCCUUGGCUGCCCAUGACCCUGUCUCCGGUUCACCGCUUUUCCUUUCUUGGAGAACUUUUGAUAGGUACUGACCACUGUAGACCAUGAACACCCCACAAGAGCUGCAGGUUUGGAGAUGCUCUGACCCAGUCGUCUAGCCAUCACAAUGUGGCCCUUGUCAAAGUUGCUCAGAUCCUCACGCUGCCCAUUUUUCUAUUCUUCUAACACAUCAACAUUGAGGACAAAAUGUUCACUUGCUGCCUAAUAUAUCCCACCCACUGACAGGAGCCAUGAUAACCAGAUAAUCAGUUAUUCACUGUCAGUGUUCACAAUGUUAUGGCUGAUCAGUGUAUAUAAAUAAAAUUGAGUUGAACUUGGCCUAUAAUGUUCAGCUACUCCCACCGAUUUCUAGUGCCAUGCCAUUGCACAUAUGUAGCAAAUGUUCAUUGGUAGUUUGUUCACAGGCAUACAGGCCGUAUAAAAGAUCCCCAUUGACCUCCAAGCAGUUGUUACGAUGGCAUAUCUAGUAAUGCUGGGAGAUAUUACAGCCCAAGGCAAUUUGUUUUCCCACGUGGUCACUCCUGAGGAAACAUUUCAGUGAGCCUUUUCUGGCUUCCACCUGUUGUUUCGAUUCUUCAGUCGUGAAAUGAUUUCUCUCUUUAGCUUUAGAGGCCAUGGCUCUUUCUUCCAUCACUCCUUUCUCCAUGAUACACCUCUAGCCAAACUAUGUCCUAAUAUGGAGAAAUGGUGGUGGGGCAUGGCAGUAUGCUAAUCGCAAUAUAGUGACCAUUCAUACAAAGCCUUUUUUUGAAAAACUGUACAUAUUGUUAGCUACUGUAUCAAUCAUAAGUUACCCUAUUUAUGCCUUGUGUAGCAUUUAUUAAAACAUUGAACAUUUGGGAAAAUCCAUUGUGCUUUUAAACUGAAUUCCACUAUGAGCACUAACUCACACUAGACCUGACGUUUUGUACAUGUUCUUUCAGCAUCUGCUGGGUCACUGUCACUUUGGUCCAGUUGUUAAGAGUAACAUACAAAGUCCCAUAGGAAGUGCUAAAGAUGGAGCUAAUGGAAAGCAAUGGCUAACUAUGUUCCCCUUAUUUUGGGAUUACAAUUUGGAUUAAAUAUGCACCAAAGUCAAAACAAACAAAGUAUAGAGUGGUUUCUAAGUUUGACUUUAAAUGUAAAAGAAUAUUGGAUUAGUUUCUUUUAAACCAACUAACACAGCAACAGUACAAAGCUCCUUUCCUGAAUAUAGAGAUUACAAAAUAUUUGUGGCACAUGAUGCUUUAAAUGAUUAAAGGCAAACUUUUUAUGUCCACUUUUGUCAGUACAUGUGUUGGUACUGGUCUUAAUAAUAAUAAACCUACAGUACAACCUACUAAGGCUUUACACAGCUGUGGAAUCAGACAUCUGUCUUGUGCACACUUGUGUUUUGAUCAGAAAUGGAACCAAACAUGAAGGUGUAUCAUUUGGUCUCAGUUAGCUGGUGCAAAGCCAACACCUGAAUUGUAGUCCCAUUAAACCAAGUGCCAUUUUGCAAAGUUUUCUUCUGUGAUCCCCCAAAGUACUGUCUGCAUUGUCAGCUAAAACAGAAGGUCCCCAACUCUGUUAUUGUGUGUACCAUCUAGGAACAAGACUGUGUGUUGCUACCAUUUAGGUUCAGUAUCCUGUCAGAGCUAGGCCUAAAAAUGUCAUGAUUUCUAAAUGUUCAUGUAAAUGCUAGUAGUCCAACCAUUUGCUGAAUAAGCAAAUGCAUAAAGAACACCUUCACAUUCUUA